AUGGUGAUCGGCUCUUGCUUCUUAGGAUUAAAGAUCCAGGCUUGCGGGAACCUUGGGACCGGUCUAAAUCGCUCAAGUAUAUCUCCCAUGUCAUCUGCAAAUGUGUUAGUGAAGCCAUUGGUGAUUCAGGCUAGAGCCAAUCAGAGGACCGAGAGUCCUAAGAUUCGCAACCGAAGAUUAAGAGAAAAGGAGGCGGCAAAACGAGUUGGGGAAGAGCUUAUCAAGAUGUGUGUGGAUCUCAACAUAAACGAGAUCUCAUCUUAUGAUCGAAAUGGCUUGGCUUGCGGUGAACGAAUGCAAGCCUUUGAAAUUGCUAUUUACAGCCAUGGUUUCUUGCAUCGGUAG
Striga hermonthica is the source of this 345-nucleotide messenger RNA. NCBI's taxonomy places the organism in Eukaryota, Viridiplantae, Streptophyta, Magnoliopsida, Lamiales, Orobanchaceae. The record is from the annotation of a GenBank genome assembly.